AUGAGUGUGCAAAAGAUGAUGAACAUUGGUUUGAACAUGGAUGAGAACACAACAGGGGAGGAUGUUGAACACAACACUAAGGUAUCCCUACAUGUUGAUGAUGUUGCUGUUCUUUGUGAGGUGAUGUUUUUCAUUGUGAUCUUGAAGCAUCUGAUAAUGAUUUCCAUAUCUCCCACUCCCAAUCAGAUGACACUAUUUAGAGCUUUGACAUUGGAGGAUAUAACAAGCAAUGAUGAUGUUGGUGUUACUGUGGUUGACCCUGAUGAAACUAUGCCAGAGUAUGAGGGUUUUACCAUAGAUGAAAAGGAACUGGAAAAUGCUAAAGGAGGUGGUGGAAUAGAUUUUGACAAGCUUGAAUUGCCUAGUUCCCCAUCAGUUUCCACACAUGCUAGUAUUAGAAGGAAUGCAUCCCUUCAAAAUUUUUUACCUUUUAUCACGUGUUUGAUAUGUUUCAGGAGAUUUUACACAGUUUGUGAUAAUUUUGUUUUGGUUUUUGUUGGGUGUGACAAGAGUUUAAGGAAGUGCACAUUUCAUGGACUAAUCCUGAGCAGUUUCAAUCUUAAUGGAUCCAUACAACCCAUGACUUUUUCUGUUGAUAUCACAGCAAUGUAA
Molecule: messenger RNA, 612 nt
Organism: Lactuca saligna
Lineage: Eukaryota; Viridiplantae; Streptophyta; Magnoliopsida; Asterales; Asteraceae
Source: the annotation of a GenBank genome assembly